CACACACACACACACACACACACACACUCACACAAGCUGCCGGAUCGUUGCUGCUGGGGGAAUCGAAGCGCACCGCCGGGAGACGCGAUGUUGGUGAAACUGGCCGUGGCUCUGCUGGUUCUGUCAGUGUUGGAGCAAGUGGUGGGAUCGGAUAAUACUGAUAUACACGACAGUCUCCCGGAGAAGCCUGUGAGCCAGAAAGGACGACUCUCCCUGCAGAACACAGCUGAGAUCCAGCACUGCCUGGUGAGUGCGGGGGAUGUCGGCUGUGGUGUGUUUGAGUGCUUUGAGAAUAACUCCUGCGAGAUACGAGGGCUACAGGAAAUCUGCAUGACGUUCCUGCACAACGCUGGCAAAUUUGACUCUCAGGGGAAGUCCUUCAUCAAGGAUGCUCUGAAGUGUAUGGCCCACGGUCUACGGCACAAGUUCAGCUGUAUCAGCAGGAAGUGUGUGUCCAUUAAGGAGAUGGUGUUCCAGCUCCAGAGAGAAUGCUACAUCAAACACAACCUGUGCUCUGCCGCCAAGGAGAAUGUGGCCGUCAUGGUGGAGAUGAUCCACUUCCAAGAUCUCUUCCCUAAAGGUCCAUAUGUGGAGCUGGUGAAUAUCCUCCUGAGCUGCGGCGAGGAGGUGAAGGAGGCGCUGACACGGAGCGUCCGGCUACAGUGCGAGCAGAACUGGGGGGCUCUGUGCGACAGCCUGAGCCUGUGCUCCUCCCUCGCACCGUCUCCCGCUGGCUCCCCCGUGGUGGAGCACCACCACCGCCGCCCUCUGCCCUCCCACCCCGAGCCAGAGCACCCUCGGCCCCCGCGGCAAGGGGACAAAGACAAAGCCGGCAAGGUGGGCUUCAACGCUCACCCACGCAAUCGCAGUCAGGGACCACGCCGCCAGAGUCCGGAAGCUGGAGUGAUGGCUGACCAGCAAGACCCCGAGGCCACUGACAUCCGGAGGUGAAAGUGCAGGGGGACUGUCCCGACUUUGACCCCCUAGACCAUUUAAAAACACAUACUUGCAGACUUAUGCACCCACACACACACCCUCUGUCUCUUUCUCACACACACACACAGAAAGUCUCUCUCUCUCUCUCACUCUCUCUCUCUCUCUCU
Molecule: messenger RNA, 1103 nt
Organism: Limanda limanda (common dab)
Lineage: Eukaryota; Metazoa; Chordata; Actinopteri; Pleuronectiformes; Pleuronectidae
Gene: stc2a
Product: stanniocalcin 2a
Exons: 4
Coding region: 88-951 (287 amino acids)
Biological process (GO): intracellular calcium ion homeostasis
Cellular component (GO): extracellular region
Molecular function (GO): hormone activity
Source: RefSeq, a predicted model, not a curated record